UGGUUGGGAAAAAUUCGAUUCCAACUUGAAUAUUAAUGUGGAAUUGAAUUCGACCGGAUUCAAAUUUAAUUGUUUGGAUGAGUUUUGAAGUUGAGUUGGAAAUUUAGAACUACAUUUAAACCCCAAUCAGAAGCCGAAACAGAGCGCAUAUCUACCCCGCAAUUGGGGAUUAGGGUUAGGGUUAGGGUUUGAGAUUCAACAAUGGCGACAACACAAAAGCAAGAGCAACAAGCACAGCAAGGGAGCUCGAAACCAAUGAUGAGGAAGCCAGUGUUCACGAAGGUGUAUCAGUUAAAGCCCGGCACCAGCGGUCACACUCUAAUUGCGAAUGUUUUGUCCUCUAACACCGUUUUGCACAAAGGUCGUGCCGCUCCUCAGAACCUCCGUCACACUUGCAUCGCCGAGUGUCUCAUCGGCGACGAGACGGGCACCAUCAUCUUCACUGCGCGUAACGAUCAAGUUGACGUGAUGAAACCAGAGACCACUGUAAUCAUUCGAAAUGCUAAGAUUGACAUGUUUAAGGGUUCUAUGAGGCUAGCUGUUGACAAAUGGGGCCGUGUUGAGGCCACUGAACCAGCUACGUUUGUGGUCAAGAAGGAUAAUAACCUUUCCCUUGUUGAGUAUGAACUGGUGAAUGUUGUUGAAGAGUGACUGGGAUCUCUUGCAAGUUAGUGUUUGGAUACAAAUGGUAUUUUAUGAACUUUAAAUGUCUGAUGAUUAGUUUUCUUGUGUCCCUUGCCCUGAGAUGCUCAUCAGGUGCAAUUUUCAUGUGAUGGUUGUUUGGUUUGGUAUACAUCUCACUGGAAACAGUUUGUCUUUCCCCUUGACAUUUGUGCAAUCUGGGAUUUGGUCAAAUGCCAGUUUAAGUAGACGGCAUGUAAAAAGGAUCAUCAUCACUUGUGUCCAUGGCAGUGCCCACCAAGCCUGUGAUGGUUGGGUAUCCAAAUGCUAAAAUUACAAUAUGUUUAUGGUUUUACGCCUUUGUUGGGUGGGAAUAUGUGCAGAUAUGUGUUGCUUUGUCUAUCUCCUGUUGGUGACUGUCAUUACCAGCAUGUUGGAAGUUGAUCAAUUAGCUUGUUAUAAUACUUGUAUUUACCAAA
Messenger RNA from Vitis riparia (riverbank grape), 1100 nucleotides. RefSeq lists its product as uncharacterized. The transcript is spliced from 2 exons. The record is from RefSeq and is a predicted model, not a curated record. Bases 202 to 651 code for a protein of 149 amino acids. NCBI's taxonomy places the organism in Eukaryota, Viridiplantae, Streptophyta, Magnoliopsida, Vitales, Vitaceae.